AGUGGACGGUGCGUGACACAGCUAAACAGACGAGGAUCUUCACAAACAAGGCAACGGACGUCAGGGGCUCUGUAAUUAAACUACAGACUAAAACACUUUGAAAAAUUAUAGAGUUAUAUUGGCUGGAAGAAUACAUUGACUUUCUUUUUACAAAACCAAAGACCGAGAAGAAAGCCGCGACUGAAUAAAAACCAGUCAUUUUCAUCAGAAGACCCAUUAAAAAAAAUGGAGUUUCCAGAUUUGGGAGAGCACUGCUCCGAGAAGACCUGCAAGCGUUUAGAUUUUCUUCCAAUGAGAUGUGAUGCCUGUCAGGAGAUUUUCUGCAAGGAUCACAUCACCUAUGCAAAUCACAAAUGUACAUCAUCCUACAAAAAGGAUGUCCAGGUUCCAGUUUGCCCGUUGUGUAAUACUCCCAUUCCCAUCAAAAGAGGCGAGAUGCCCGACAUAAAAGUGGGAGAACACAUCGACCAGGACUGCAAAUCAGACCCUGCGCAAAGAAAGAGAAAGAUAUUCACAAAUAAAUGUUCUAAAGGUGGCUGUAAACAAAAGGAAAUGAUACGAGUGACCUGCGACCAGUGUCAUUUAAAUUACUGUCUCAAACAUCGACACCCACUAGACCACGACUGUAAGACUGACGGGAAGUCUCUUUCCAAAUCUGGACAUGCUGCUGUAAUGAGGUCUCAAGAUGCUUCCUCUUCGUCUGCCUCUAGUUCUCGUUCAUCUGCUUCAGGAAACCCUCGGCCUGUUUCUAAUGGCGUAACUGUAAACAACAGAGCUUACAGCUCAGGCUCUACCCCGCGGAUUCCCACAUCCGUUUCAGCACAGAAUGUAAUUCCUCCCUCGGCGUCCUUUCAGGCCGGCAUGACAGAGGAGCAGGCUUUACAAAGAGCACUGGAGAUGUCUUUGGCUGAUUCGAGGCCAGCUGCUCAACCAACCCUCAGCCCUCAGGAGCAGGAGGACCAGGCCCUGGCUCAGGCUCUGGCCGCCAGCGAAGAAGAAUACCGACGCCAACAACAAAGACAACAGCAGCAGAUGAAAGGCUAAUUUACAUCAAAUUUCUAAUAGGUUUUUGAAAAUGUGUGGAUGAAAGUUCUUUGUUUCUAACUGGGCUUUUUUUCUCCUUUCUCUUUAGGGAAGAGAGACCAAACAUUCCCCCUGCUGCCUUUCUUAGUCUUGGAGCCCCAUUUAUGCUUCAAGCUGUGCUAAUUGUUUGCUAGAUAAUGUACUUCUCAGAUGUCAGUACCCAGAAUGAUUGAUUGUUCCAUGAAGAAUUGCUCUUGAAAGUUGCUGCAAUCUUGCCACCUUCCACAUAUAAGCACAUACACUUUUCAGCAGGAUCUGUCAUUUUUAAUGAAUUAGUUGUUGUUGUAAAUAUUUUAUAUGCCAAUCAGGAUGACUCUAUUAUAAUAUAAAUAUUGAAUAAAUUAAAGGUGCACUUAAAUUUUAACUUUGUCCUUUGAGUGUAAUUUAAUGCAACUCAUCUAAAGUGCUAAGUCUUGUUGUUAAGGCGGAUCAGGACGUCCAUCAGAGGAGUGAGGUGGAAUAAAUUUGCCCAUGCUUUUAGUGGGAAAUGUCA
Messenger RNA from Xiphophorus couchianus (Monterrey platyfish), 1576 nucleotides. It is a transcript of the gene zfand2a, whose product is annotated as zinc finger, AN1-type domain 2A. Lineage: Eukaryota; Metazoa; Chordata; Actinopteri; Cyprinodontiformes; Poeciliidae. The coding region runs from base 226 to 1044 and encodes 272 amino acids. The record is from RefSeq and is a predicted model, not a curated record. The transcript is spliced from 10 exons. Gene Ontology annotation, cellular component: endoplasmic reticulum; cytoplasm. Gene Ontology annotation, molecular function: zinc ion binding. Gene Ontology annotation, biological process: proteasome-mediated ubiquitin-dependent protein catabolic process; protein targeting to ER.